GUUUGGUAUACGGAGGGCGGUGUCAAAGUGUACCAAAACAAAUGGGGCAGAACUCUGUUCCAGAUCUUCGGCACCGCUUUCCUCAACUUAACCAAAACAGUCACCGUUAAGGCCGAUAACAUGAAUAAUGUCAUACUUUCCGCAUCCACUAUGAGAUACUCCAAAUUCAAACAACUGGAAGAGAGGCUAAUAAAACUCAAGGAAUCCAAUCUACCGGUGCUUCUAGUGUUUAGUGAAAAUGAUAGACUCAUAGAGAAAGAGAUUUUCUACGAAAUGGCAACAAUUCUGGGCGCGAAAGAUGAGAAUAUCGCCAUUUAUGAUGAGAACGGAUCUCUUGAAAAAGAUUACACAAAAGACGAUACAAUAAAAGUGGUCUCAUUUCGCUCCGGAGGACACUAUUGUUUCUUAAAGUACACACAAGUGGUUAACAAAGCCUGUGAUCAACUUCUCAAGACAUUAGACCAUGAAGUUAAUAAUGAAGUCAUUUGUGAUACAAACUAA
Oppiella nova is the source of this 501-nucleotide messenger RNA. The record is from the annotation of a GenBank genome assembly. NCBI's taxonomy places the organism in Eukaryota, Metazoa, Arthropoda, Arachnida, Sarcoptiformes, Oppiidae.